Messenger RNA from Balaenoptera ricei (Rice's whale), 1318 nucleotides. RefSeq names its product lymphocyte antigen 6 family member E (gene LY6E). Gene Ontology annotation, molecular function: acetylcholine receptor inhibitor activity. The record is from RefSeq and is a predicted model, not a curated record. Bases 224 to 616 code for a protein of 130 amino acids. The transcript is spliced from 5 exons. NCBI's taxonomy places the organism in Eukaryota, Metazoa, Chordata, Mammalia, Artiodactyla, Balaenopteridae.
GCGCUCGCGCGCCGCCUGGCCGCCCGGGAGAGCGGGGUUCCGCGGUGUCGGGCUCGGGGGCAGGCUUGAGUGCGCGGCCGGGCCGGGGAUCUGCGUCCGCCUGCGCCCAUCUCUAGGUCCCCAUGUCAGGCACGGAGCUGGCCCCUGGAAAGUUCUGGACGCAGCGCAGGGCUGACUUCUUUGGCUUCGUGAGACCCCAGCCGGGACGCCAGUCCCCUCCAGAAUGAAGGUCUUCCUGCCGGUGCUGCUGGCUGCCCUCCUGGGUGUGGAGCGAGCCCACUCCCUGGUGUGCUUCUCUUGCGUGAAUAAGAACAGCAACUGGUACUGCCUGAAGCCCACCGUCUGCUCCGAUACAGACAACUACUGUGUGACCAUCUCUGCAUCCGCGGGCAUCGGGAACGUGGUGGACUUUGGCUACACCCUGAACAAGGGCUGCUCCCCGAUCUGCCCCAUCCCGAGCGUCAAUCUCGGCGUGGCGUCCGUGGGCACCCACUGCUGCCAGAGCUUCCUGUGCAACAUCAGUGCGGCCGACGGUGGGCUGCGGGCCAGCGCCACUGUGCUGGGCCUCGGGCUCCUGCUCAGCCUGCUGUCGGCUCUGCUACGAUUUGGGCCCUGACCCCCGGGACCCUGUGCCCGGCUCAGACUCCCAAAGCUCAGGAAGGAAGGAAAGCCCAGCUCCUCCCAGACCCAAGAGGAUCUCGAAGCCCCCUCCCCUAGACCCCUCACCCUGCUGAGUCCACCCUCUAGGCCCUGGGUCCCCACAGGCAGGCCUGCCCCCUGCACCCACACACCUGCCGGCUGCCCUUACUUCCCGGUCAGCCUUCCAGGGAGAACCUGGGAAUGGAGCCUGAGGGCCCCAGAGUCAGAACCACGUCCCAGGGACAUGCUGGCAGGGGCACCUGGUCCCAGGCCUGCGCCUGUCCAGGCGCUGUCCGCCCGCAGGUGCGGAAGAUGUGCUGUGUGGGCAGGCGUGUGGUCUGUGUGCCCUGCCGGGCACGGGUGAGUGUGUGGCCAGGUCUCGGCCUGAGUGGGGGGAGGAUGGGAGUAAAAGCGUCAGGAGCCCGGCAUCCGCAGCCCCUAGAACCCCAAGCGCCAGCACAGAACCCCUUUCCCCUGGCGUCUCUGCACGCCUCAUUUCACUCACUUCGAGGGCAGCCUUUAGGAAGACAGGCCUUCCACUGUCCCCAGGUCUAGGCUGCUGACCCAGGAAUCUGCUCCCAGCCCGAAAUCCAGCUGCUCUCGGGCCCCUCCCUCCACCGCCACACCGGAGCCCUCCUGCUGCUUCGUGCCUCAAAUAAACACAGAUGUUCCCACCCUU